Messenger RNA from Cyprinodon tularosa, 1617 nucleotides. It is a transcript of the gene rell1, whose product is annotated as RELT like 1. NCBI's taxonomy places the organism in Eukaryota, Metazoa, Chordata, Actinopteri, Cyprinodontiformes, Cyprinodontidae. Bases 148 to 915 code for a protein of 255 amino acids. Gene Ontology annotation, cellular component: plasma membrane. The transcript has 8 exons. The record is from RefSeq and is a predicted model, not a curated record. Gene Ontology annotation, biological process: positive regulation of p38MAPK cascade.
ACAGGGCGUGUCCGCUCGCUGCAAGACAAGGAAACAUGUUGGUGGUUGUCAGCUGUCCCUCUUCAGGUUGCGUUUGACCACAGUUUGUCCACCAGAAGAGAAGAGAAGAGAAAGAAAGACACCCAGUGGACACUUUCCUGUCCUUUAAUGGAUCAUUCUACCCCAGGACCGGUGAGCCCCACACCUUCUGGGAACGGUGGACACACUCAGUUUUUAGCCUUUGCUUUAGUGCUGGCCUUCUUCCUUCUGGGUCUAGCCGGGGUGGUGAUCUGCCACGUCCUGAAAAGGAGGGGCUACCGAUGCACCACCGCCCAGGAGGAUGAUGAUGAUGAUGAGGUGUUCGAAGAAGGAGAUGGCGAUCCUGAGCUUGGAGGAGAGUUUAAUGAGACCAUGAGUGAGAACAACGACACAGUCGGACAGAUCGUCCACUACAUCAUGAAGAAUGAAGCAAACUCUGAUGCCCUGAACGCCAUGAUUCACCAGAACAGCAUCGAUUCAGAUGUUUCUCCGACGUCACCCGUCUCUCUGGCUUCUUCGACCCCACCACCGACCCCCAUAUCACCAGGGGCGCCCCCCGGAGCCCCGAAGCACACGUGCAACCACCUGCACACCAUCGGCGGCCUGGGCGGCCACAAGAACAUCUGCAACCGCUGCAACCAGAAGAAAUGGCCGCUGAUGAGGAAGCCCUCAGCCCGAAAGUCAGAGCAGCGCCGCAGCAACGAGGUCACCGUCCUCUCUGUGGGCAGGUUCCGCGUGACAAAAUGCGAAAAACCAGCCAAGGAUCGACGCACUAUACUGAUAUCAGAGUCUAACGGCAGCGUCCCGUCAACACCCACAGAGGUGGCCCGCCGCAGCAGAAGGAUGUCAGAAUCCCAACAGGAAGAGAAAGAAAGCUCAGACAAAGAGAAGCGAUAGAAGUCCAGUUUUCCCACAUGUCAAGAACAGGACCAAACAUCUGGACACUUUAGAUUUUCUCUUUUUAUGUUAAACUCAAACGGGAACAGUGGCGCCCUCAGAGCUGGGAUGGACAAACCGAUCCAGGAGGGGUCUCUCCACGCCGGCGGUGAAAGCUGCCGCUGAGAACCUGGCAGGUCAAGGUUGAUUAAUAAACAGAAAAAGAGGAAGAAAGGGAGUGAGCCUUCCCCCACCCUGGAGCAUUUUUUUAGCAGUGCCUUGCUCAGGGGUGUCUUAGCAGGACGGCUGACGCCACAAUCUGAGCUUGAACCAGAGCUUUCUGAGUAACUCUGGUCUUUUCAGGACACCCACUUGAGUAACCUAUGUAUGUUUGUAUAUAUGUUUUUAUAAGUGAAAUUACAAAACAUCAUGUUUGUGUGUGUGUGUGUGUUAUAUAUAAAUUUAAAUUAUAAACCUACAUCCCUGAGGCAGGUACAGACAGCCUGGCACUGUUCCCAAACCAACACCAGGAUAUCGACUGUAUCGGUACCAGUGGGGAUAAGUCGCCCCUGUAGUGGCAUUAGAUGAACUCAGAGUGCCUGCUUUUUAACAUCUAUCACUGUUAAGUUCCAACCUAUUUUUUUUAAUCUAAUCACAGUAUGUUGUUGUUUUAGUGUUCUGUCUUACCUCAAUAAAGAACUUUCAGUAUUCUGAGUCGAACAA